UCCACUGUCUCUAGAUUGCAAACAUCCCUAUGUAAACAAUGAGCUCGUAUGUAGCCUCCAUCCCCAGUUCACUCGCGAAUUCACCGCUGGAGAGAUAUACUUUGCGAACGGCACCCAUCGAGCCGACGAUGCCGGAGGUGCGAGCCUAUUGUUUCACUCGUAGCGCGUGACGGGACGGUGCUUUCAAUUCCAUUCGUUAGCCGCGACUGUGAUCGCCGUGGCUGACAGGCAGCACUUAUUGGCCAUCUAUCUCCAGCUAUUCAUCAGCAUUUAGCAUUUAGGUACCAGUCUAUUGUCCUUGGUCAACUGCAGCUGCCUGGGAGCAUCGUGGACUUUGCUGGGGUUUUCUUUCCUCUCCAAGGUUCGUUGAAUUCACACCUGCUUUGAUCUUUGAUCAAUCGAGACGUAUAUCGUACAUCAUCAUGGCUUUGGAUCAUGGGACUAUCAGCACAUUGGCAGUAGCCAUACUUAUCUCAGUACCGUUGCUCUUCGUAUACUGGCUAUCGACGCGGCCGCAGCAGGAGAUGAAGCCCUUUCCGUUCCUCAACCUCCCCGCUGAGCUGCGAGAUAUGGUGUACGAUGAGUUGCUGCCAGAGGAAGGAAUAUCCUACCCAACAAAGACACCGCAACGAUCUCAGACACGACUAGAUCGAUUCAACAGCCUGUUCAACCGACGCUCAAGUCUCUCGAAGCAUGCCGGCGUCAUGAUGGCGAACCACCAGCUCCACCGCGAGUUCCACGAUGUCAUGAGCGCAAAGUCCAAGUUCACACUCUACGUCGACGAGCACAACUACAAGGACGCCUCUCUCUGGACCAUCAGCGCGCAGAUGCUCAAGAGCAUCCGCAGAUGCGAGCUGCGCUUCGCCACCACGCCGGCCAUGAUGGGCACCCACGAUCCGCGCUUCAUGCCCUUGGAAUGGGCGCUGUGCGACCGCGUGUGCGAGAAGCUGCGAAAAUGUGAGCGGCUGGAGUCUGUCACGCUGCAUAUCCGGCCCAUUAGCAAUCCUCUCUGGAAUCCGCUCUGGGUAUGGUACCACGCGAGCCAGGCGUUCAAGACUGCAGAAGGCGUCAAGUUUGACAGCAUCCGCUUCAGCCUCGACUCGUGGACGCCCGGCGAGAACCAGCUGGGUAGAUGGCUUGAGAAUCGCCUGCGGAGGUCGAGUGUGGAUGGGCUGUGGAAGUGGGAGUGUGUCAGGGGGCAUUUCAUCGCGGAUGAUUCGGACACCCGGCAGCCGAUCCGUGACUUUUGUGGGAUCAUAUAUGAGGAUUGCCAUGUCUGUCAUCCGCCGACGGAGACGGCUGAUGCGGUCUAGGGAGGGGGAUGGAUGGUUUGGCGUAGGGAUAAGGGAUGUAAGUGCGGGAUAGGAUAAGAGUGACGCGCAGCGCUGUUUAACGCAACAGUUCAGUAUAGCUUGUUAUCAUCGAUUGUCCAUACGUUUAUGGCUGCAGUGCAUGGAUACCUGGGUAUGUCUGCUGGCCAGUAGUUACAUAAGUCUUUUUCCUCGGGAAUUAAGUACCU
Molecule: messenger RNA, 1519 nt
Organism: Pseudovirgaria hyperparasitica
Lineage: Eukaryota; Fungi; Ascomycota; Dothideomycetes; Acrospermales; Acrospermaceae
Exons: 2
Coding region: 423-1313 (296 amino acids)
Source: RefSeq, a predicted model, not a curated record